AUGUCUCAGGUACAACGACUGCACAAGGAAUCUGGAGGGGCUGAGUUUGACAAAGCUGUCGAAGAGGUUAGGAACCUCAAGGCCAAACCAGCUGAUGAUGAGAUGUUGUUCAUCUACAGCCGCUAUAAACAAGCAACCGUGGGUGAUGUAAACACAGAACGGCCUGGGAUGUUGGACUUCAAAGGAAAGGCCAAGUGGGAUGCCUGGAAUGACGUGAAAGGAACCUCCAAGGAAGAUGCCAUGAAAGCUUACAUAGACAAAGUAGAAGAGCUAAAGAAGAAAUAUGGCAUAUAA
Messenger RNA from Chrysochloris asiatica (Cape golden mole), 294 nucleotides. RefSeq names its product diazepam binding inhibitor (GABA receptor modulator, acyl-CoA binding protein) (gene DBI). The record is from RefSeq and is a predicted model, not a curated record. Gene Ontology annotation, cellular component: mitochondrion. NCBI's taxonomy places the organism in Eukaryota, Metazoa, Chordata, Mammalia, Afrosoricida, Chrysochloridae. Gene Ontology annotation, biological process: fatty acid metabolic process. Gene Ontology annotation, molecular function: fatty-acyl-CoA binding. The transcript is spliced from 4 exons. Bases 1 to 294 code for a protein of 97 amino acids.